AUGGAAAGUGAGCGGUGGGACAGGGGUCUAGCCCGCCAAGUGCAGCCACGGAGGAUCGAGGGACAGGUCAAGAAGCACAGGAGCCCGAGGAGGCAUCAACAAAGAGCUCCCGACGGCCUGCUUCUCGCCUCACCACCAGCUGCACGAGAAGGCGGCGCAGCAAGCCAUCCAGGCGACGAGUACUACCUGACCCUCGUGCGCGGGGCGGUCGGCGAUGACCUCUUCGUCCGGUUCCUGAGCCUGUACCCGACGCCCGCGCUGGUCCUCGUCCUCGACACGACGGACUCCAUGGACAAGGAACUCGCGGCGCUCGUCCACACGGCCAACCGCCUCGUCCAGCAGCACGCCAGCGCCACCUACCCGCCGGCCGAGUACCUCUUCGUCCCCUUCAACGACCCAAGUGAGGCGGCGUCGCGUUUCGUUUGA
Penaeus vannamei (Pacific white shrimp) is the source of this 426-nucleotide messenger RNA. NCBI's taxonomy places the organism in Eukaryota, Metazoa, Arthropoda, Malacostraca, Decapoda, Penaeidae. The record is from RefSeq and is a predicted model, not a curated record.